AUGGAGACUGUAGAUACCAGCAAAAGACUGGCUCAAUUACGCCAGUUAAUGAAAGAGCAUAAGGUCGACGUGUACAUUGUCCCAUCAGAAGAUAGCCAUCAGUCAGAGUACAUUGCACCGUGUGACGCAAGAAGAGAACAUAUCAGUGGCUUUUCAGGUUCGGCUGGUACUGCUGUGGUUACACUGGAAAAGGCCGCUUUGGCGACCGAUGGACGAUACUUUAAUCAGGCUUCGAAACAGCUUGAUAGCAAUUGGCAACUGCUGAAGCAGGGUUUAGAGGACGUCCCAACAUGGCAGGAAUGGACGAUAGAACAAGCAGAAGGUGGCAAGACCGUCGGUGUUGACCCUACUGUAAUCACUGCCUCUGACGCGCAAAAGCUCAACAAGAAGCUCAAGAAGACCAAUGCUCAACUGAUUGGUGUUGACCAGAACCUAGUCGACAAGAUAUGGAAAGACAGACCUGCUCGACCCGCUGAGAAGGUUAUAGUACUGCCACUGGAAUAUGCUGGCAAAGACUAUGACGAAAAGAUUGCAGAGUUGCGGAAAGAGUUGGACAAGAAAAAGACCGCAGGCAUGGUUAUCUCCAUGCUGGAUGAGAUAGCCUGGCUCUUCAAUCUAAGAGGCAGUGAUAUACCAUACAACCCAGUUUUCUUCUCCUACGCUGCAGUCACUCACGAUACGGCCACACUGUAUGUCGAUGCUUCUAAGCUCGACGAUGCAGUCUACGAACACUUGCACGGAUCUGUCGCAGUCAAGCCUUACGAAGAGCUGUUCUCGGAUUUGACCUCAAUCAGCCAAGCUGCAGCAAAUUCUCCAGAGCAGAAUGGAGUUGAGCAAUCGAAACCGAAGCACACAAAAAUUCUUGUAUCCAACAAAGCCUCUUGGGCAUUGACGCUAGGGCUUGGAGGCGAAGAGAAGGUUGAGGAGGUCCGCAGUCCCGUUGCCGAUGCAAAAGCUAUCAAGAAUUCGACUGAGCUGGAGGGCAUGAGACAGUGUCACAUUCGAGAUGGUGCAGCUCUGAUUGAAUACUUCGCGUGGUUGGAGGAUCAGCUUGUCUCGAAAGGAGCGACGAUAGAUGAGGUCGAGGGAGCCGAUAAAUUAGAAGAGAUUCGCUCAAAAGGUGACCAUUUCCGAGGUUUGUCCUUUGACACCAUCUCGUCUACAGGUCCAAAUGCAGCUGUCAUACACUACAAACCAGAACGUGGGAGCUGUUCUACCAUUGAUCCCAAGGCUGUCUACCUCUGCGAUUCUGGCGCUCAAUAUCUUGACGGUACGACCGACACUACUCGGACAUUGCACUUUGGUCAGCCGACUGAGAUGGAAAUCAAGUCCUAUACACUGGUUCUAAAGGGUGUCAUCGCACUUGAUAGAGCCGUCUUUCCCAAAGGUACGACCGGGUUUGCGAUUGACAUCCUGGCGCGACAAGCCUUGUGGCGUGAAGGUCUGGACUACCGACACGGUACCGGCCAUGGCGUAGGCUCAUUCCUCAACGUGCAUGAGGGACCAAUCGGAGUCGGUACUAGAAGUGCUUAUGCUGAAGUCUCCUUGAGUGUUGGUAAUGUGCUCUCAGAUGAGCCAGGGUAUUAUGAGGACGGGAACUUUGGCAUUCGAAUCGAGAAUAUGAUCAUGGCUAAAGAGGCCGCAACAAACCACAAAUUCGGGGACAAGCCUUGGCUGGGCUUCGAACAUGUGACCAUGGUACCCAUGUGCCAGAAGUUGAUCGAUUCAAGCAUACUGACUCCUGAGGAGAAAGAGUGGUUGAACUCGUAUCAUAAAGAGGUCUGGGACAAAACUCAUGCUUUCUUCAAGGACGAUCUAAUACUCAAUUGGCUGAAGAGGGAGACCACACAAAUAUGA
This is a messenger RNA of Lithohypha guttulata, 1857 nucleotides long. RefSeq lists its product as uncharacterized. Bases 1 to 1857 code for a protein of 618 amino acids. Gene Ontology annotation, molecular function: metalloaminopeptidase activity. The transcript has 2 exons. The record is from RefSeq and is a predicted model, not a curated record. NCBI's taxonomy places the organism in Eukaryota, Fungi, Ascomycota, Eurotiomycetes, Chaetothyriales, Trichomeriaceae.